ACCCAGGUUUCAGCACGGUUGCCAAUGCGUUCACCGGCACAACGCGCCAUUGCCGCUGCAGGAGCGCCGGUUCACGCACCCACUCCACUCUCGCGCGGCUCGUCUCCACCGGCCUCCGCCGCGGCUGGACGCGCUAUAAAAAGCCGCGCCGUGUCAGCUACUGCUGCUCCUGUGCAAGCGCAACCAAGCUGAUCACUCGAUCGUCACCGACAAGCUAGCUAGCUGCGCCCGAGUGAGUGAACAAGUGAUGGCUCGGGGAAGAGGCAGAGCGAGCGGCGGCGGCCUCGCCGCGGCGCUCCUGAUCAUUGCCCUCCUCGUGGCGACGUCGAGCGCCCCGAUCGCCGAGGCGGCGGCGUCGCACAUGGUCGGCGACUACGGCGGCUGGAAGUUCAACGUCGACCGGUGGACCAAGGGGAGAACCUUCCGCGCCGGCGACCAGCUCGUGUUCAGGUACAACCGGGCGGUGCACGACGUGGCGGUGGUGGACGCGGCGGCGUACCGGAGCUGCGUGGUGCCCAGGGGCGCCAAGGUGCUGCGGAGCGGGCGCGACAAGGUAAGGCUCGGCAGGGGCACGCACUACUUCGUCUGCACCGUGCGGGGGCACUGCCAGGCCGGCAUGAAGAUCGCCGUCAGGGCAGUGUAGGGGCAGGGCUGGGCCGGGCCGUCUGGCUCCCAUGCAUCCGGCCUUAAGGUUCGUGGGAGCCUGAAAAAUCUGAUGCUAUCUAGUGGCGUGCGUGCUCAUCGUGUAUUCGUGUCGUUGUUUGUGAUGCUAUCCAGGCUCCGUGUUUGUUGCCGUUGUUGUGGUAUGUGUGUGCAACUAGUGUGGCUCUGUGAGUCAGCUUGGUUGUGACUUGUGACGUUGUGAGCUGCGAAAUACAGCACCUGUUGUUAAAUUCA
Molecule: messenger RNA, 897 nt
Organism: Setaria italica (foxtail millet)
Lineage: Eukaryota; Viridiplantae; Streptophyta; Magnoliopsida; Poales; Poaceae
Product: basic blue protein
Exons: 2
Coding region: 248-643 (131 amino acids)
Cellular component (GO): plasma membrane
Molecular function (GO): electron transfer activity
Source: RefSeq, a predicted model, not a curated record